AUGGGUGACAGAUGGUGGGUGCAGUGCGUAGGACGGUGUGCUGGUGCUGGUGUGCCGUGCUGGUGGUGGUACGUCGUGCUGGUGUGCCGUGUGCUGGUGCUGGUGUGCCGUGCUGGUGGUGGUAUGUCGUGCUGGUGCUGGUGUGCCGUGCUGGUGCUGAUGUGCCGUGCUGGUGCUGGUGUGCCGUGCUGGUGCUGGUACGUCGUGCUGGUGUGCCGUGUGCUGGUGCUGGUGUGCCGUGCUGGUGCUGGUGAGGGCCGGGGGCCGGUGCUGGAGGUGAUAGUGUGUGUUUGUGAGGCAGGUGAGGGCCGGGGGCCGGUGCUGGAGGUGAUAGUGUGUGUUUGUGAGGCAGGUGAGGGCCGGGGGCCGGUGCUGGAGGUGAUAGUGUGUGUUUGUGAGGCAGGUGAGGGCCGGGGGCCGGUGCUGGAGGUGAUAGUGUGUGUUUGUGAGGCAGGUGAGGGCAGGGGUCCGGUGCUGGAGGUGAUAGUGUCACGCACAAACUUCAUCUCGCAUCACACGCAACGGAAGCUCCGCAUCGUCGGCCUGAGCACCGCCGUGGCCAACGCCAGGGACCUCGCCGACUGGCUCGGCAUUAAGAACGUUGGGCUGUUCAACUUCCGUCCGUCCGUGAGACCGGUGCCCCUGGAGGUGCACAUCGCUGGGUUCCCUGGCAAGCACUACUGCCCCCGCAUGGCGACCAUGAAUAAACCCGCCUUCAAAGCCAUCCGCCAGCACUCACCCGACAAACCCGUGCUUGUGUUCGUGUCUUCCCGCCGCCAGACCCGUCUCACUGCCAUCGAUCUCAUGGGCUUCGUUGUUACUGAAGACAACCCCAAGCAGUGGCUGCACAUGCCUGAACAUGAGCUGGACCAGCUCAUUUCUACGGUGAAGGACGAGAACCUGCGCCUGUGCCUCUCCUUCGGCGUGGGCAUCCACCACGCCGGCCUCGUGGACAAGGACCGGCGGCUCGUCGAAGAGCUCUUCGUCAACCGCAAGAUCCAAAUUCUGGUGACGACUGCGACGCUGGCUUGGGGGGUCAACUUCCCUGCUCAUCUCGUCAUCAUCAAAGGCACGGAAUAUUUCGACGGCAAGACGGGCCGCUACGUCGACUUCCCCAUCACUGACGUACUGCAGAUGAUGGGACGUGCCGGCCGACCUCAGUUCGACGACCAAGGCGUUGCCGUCAUCCUCGUACAUGACCAGAAAAAACAUUUCUACAAGAAAUUCUUGUAUGAACCUUUCCCUGUGGAGUCGCAUCUUCUCGAGGUGCUGCCAGACCAUCUCAACGCUGAGAUCGUGGCAGGCACGGUGAGCAGCAAACAGGAGGCGCUCGACUACCUCACGUGGACGUACUUCUUCAGACGUCUUGUCCAGAACCCGUCGUACUAUGGCCUGCAAGACGAUGAGGAAUCUUCGUCAGGAGGCUGCAACCCUACGAAUCGCAUCAAUCAGUUCUUGUCUGACGUGGUUGACAAAGCAAUCUCCGAACUCGAGGAUUCAUACUGCGUCCAACUCGGUGAAGAUAACCGAUCAGUUGAGGCUACAACGCUGGGCAAGAUCAGCUCUUUCUACUACCUCUCACACAAGACCAUCCAGCUGUUUAAGGAGACCCUCACUAGCGACAUUUCGCUGGAGAAGCUCUUGUUGCUGCUGACGCUGGCAUACGAGUACGCUGAACUGCCCGUGCGCCACAAUGAAGACAACCUCAACGAGCAGCUGGCCAAGCAGUGCCCUCUGCCGGUCAACGCGUGCACCUUCGACUCCCCUCACACCAAGACCUUCCUGCUCCUGCAGGCAUACAUGACCAGGCUCCCUCUGCCCUCUGUCGACUAUCUUACCGACACUAAGUCUGUCCUCGACCAGAGUCUCAGGAUACUGCAAGCGAUGCUGGACAUGGCGGCGAGCGCUGGGUGGCUGGCGACGGCCCUGCUCACCCAGCUGCUCAUGCAGAUGAUCACCCAGGCGAGAUGGGGGACAGACUGCACCCUGCUCACCCUCCCCUACAUCACCCCCGCCAUCCUCCCCGCCUUCACCCACCCCAAGACCAGGGCCGCCAUCCUGUCACUGCCCGAGCUCGAGCACUGCAUCGCCUCCAUCACUGGAGGAGAGCGUCGCACGGCAGGCGCGCUGACCACGAUGCUGGGGGACCAGCUCAGCGCCACACAAAUUGACACCAUCGCUCAGGUAACUGAUGGUGGUAACUGA
This is a messenger RNA of Hyalella azteca, 2205 nucleotides long. Its product is annotated as activating signal cointegrator 1 complex subunit 3. Lineage: Eukaryota; Metazoa; Arthropoda; Malacostraca; Amphipoda; Hyalellidae. The record is from RefSeq and is a predicted model, not a curated record. The transcript is spliced from 7 exons. Gene Ontology annotation, cellular component: nucleus. Bases 1 to 2205 code for a protein of 734 amino acids.